AUGAAGGAAGCAGAUAUAGAUCGGCCAGCCUUAUUGACACCGAGCAAGGAUUCACAUGUGAUGUCGAAGCUGAAACCCAAGAUCAGAAUAGUGCACCUGUUCGCGCCGGAGAUCAUAAAGACCGACGCCGAGAACUUCCGAGAGCUCGUGCAACGACUCACCGGCAAACCCACGAAGGCAAUAGCCAGCAAGAAGAAGAAGAAGAAGAAGAAGAAGAAGGCGUCGCCGCCGACGACUAUCGAUGAAGCAGACCGGAGAUCCGUGCGCGGUGGCCACAGGGACUUGAUGCAUGAGAGAGUGAAGGAGGAGACAACUAUCGAGCUGUCGGAGGACGACAUCGCCGGCUUCUUUAGCGAGCUGGGAGCUGCAGAACGUUUCUUUGGGGACCCGAUCGGUGACUUCCCGUUGCUGCCUGUGGGUGCUUCUUUCACGUGA
Musa acuminata AAA Group (dessert banana) is the source of this 435-nucleotide messenger RNA. RefSeq names its product VQ motif-containing protein 17-like. The coding region runs from base 1 to 435 and encodes 144 amino acids. NCBI's taxonomy places the organism in Eukaryota, Viridiplantae, Streptophyta, Magnoliopsida, Zingiberales, Musaceae. The record is from RefSeq and is a predicted model, not a curated record. Gene Ontology annotation, cellular component: nucleus. The transcript has a single exon.